Lytechinus pictus (painted urchin) is the source of this 3223-nucleotide messenger RNA. Its product is annotated as sphingomyelin synthase-related protein 1-like. Gene Ontology annotation, biological process: ceramide biosynthetic process. Bases 49 to 972 code for a protein of 307 amino acids. NCBI's taxonomy places the organism in Eukaryota, Metazoa, Echinodermata, Echinoidea, Temnopleuroida, Toxopneustidae. Gene Ontology annotation, molecular function: ceramide cholinephosphotransferase activity; sphingomyelin synthase activity. Gene Ontology annotation, cellular component: plasma membrane; endoplasmic reticulum membrane; Golgi membrane. The record is from RefSeq and is a predicted model, not a curated record. The transcript is spliced from 5 exons.
AGUGAUCCAACUCUGUAUGGUGCUCAGAGACUUCUGGUAUAACCUAGUAUGGAGGAGUCAUCAAACCACAAGCCAGCUGCUACCACUCCACCCAAUGGAAUAACGGUCUCCAUCACCGACUACAACCAAACUAAUGGGUACCAACGCCCCGCCGACAAGACUCUUAUUCCGGAAUACUGGAAAACCUUGUGGAGUUACGUCUAUCUCAACAUUGUGGUAUUCACCAUGUGCUAUGCUACUGUCGUCACACAUCGGGAAGCACCCGAUCGUCACAUACACCCACCCCUCCCCGAUCGAUUUAUGGACAAUUUGCCUAAUAUUACUUGGGGGACAAAGGGCGCUGAGAUCUGCAUUAUGGUGCUAGCUUUCGUCAUGUUCGGCCUUUUGGUCUUUCAUAAACAUAGGACUAUUGUCUUCCGGAGAUUUUGCAUAAUCUUUGCGACUGUGUACAUCAUGCGUAUAUCAACGAUGUUAAGCACAGCACUCCCAGUACUACCGCCACCAAGUGAAUGCACCACACAGCCUACAGAUACCUUUUAUGAGAGGCUUGCUCUCACCUUCUCUUUAUGGAUGAAAUCUGGUUCGCGUUUAAAUGGUAUUAAAAUGUGCGGAGAUUACAUGUUUAGUGGACAUAUAACAUCUUUAACCCUCGCCAAUCUAAUGAUUAUUGAAUACUCUCCGAGUAAUUUCUUCGUUUUGCGUUGUUUUGCAGUCGUCGUCAACGUCGUGGGGUCCUACAUCCUGGUCGUUGGCAGGGGACACUACACGGUAGACGUCAUCAUCGCUGUUAUUCUCGUUUUCGUUGUCUUUCAAUAUUAUCACACACUCACUAGCCUUUACGUCUUUACAAAGAGCAGCAAUAAACUCCGCUGGUUUCCUUUCCUUUGGUAUUUCGAGCGUAACGUGUGUUGCACCGUACCAAAUGAGUUCGAGAUGCCCCGUCUUUCACACUUCUUUACAAGGGGGAAAUAAAAACUUUCAAAACUUUUAUGAAUGAUAUAUAUCUACGUGCCUUGAUCAAGUUGAUGGUUCUGUUCCAAUCUGUUAGUUAUGAGGAUUGUUUUAUACUUAACAACAAGUUAUGAACACCAAAAGGAGACGCCUCAUACUUUUAAAUUUGUGGAAUGGAGGAUGGCUGGUCAAAACUGAAGGUAAAGAGGCUGAUGUGCUGGGGGCGCCGAGUUCCUCAAAAUUAUAUUCUGUCGCCUAGCCUUGACGUCGUCAUCUUGAUUUUUUUUUAUUACAACGCUUAACCAAGACGGAGACCAUAUCCAGUGUUGUAUUCACAGAAUAUUCAGUCCAACAUAAUGGCUGAAAGGCGCCCCACACAAUCACCCUCGCGCACACAACUCGUUGCACGGAUGUGCUUCAAGCGUGCGUGUAUUUGUAUGGGUGUGUGAGGAGUGUAUGCGUGGCUAUUGAAACUAAAAACAAGGCGGGACGUUUACAUUUGGUCCACUAUCGUAUCGUAGGGUGAUCGUAUCCUGCAUGGUACGAACACCAAAGCUUGGCGUACGAAGAUCAUACGAUUUUCUUAUGGAUUCACGAUCAUCGUACGGUCUACAGGUUUGUUAACCGCGGAGUUAUACAUUUUUUUCCCCCUCAAAAUCAUUGGAUCGUAGCCCUUAAAUAAACCGAAGAGGUAUCAUACGAUCAAUGCUGGGACAUCGUACAAUAAAUGGGCAUCGCACGAUCAACGCAAUGGCAUGGAAUAUUGUACGGGAAUCGUACGAUCAGCGCAUUGGACAUCGUACGAUUUCUGCAUGUUUGUAUGGUUCGUGUCUUUUGCCCUCUACGUUGCAAAAGACAAGAAAUCGUACGAUGGUCGUACGAUGGUCGUUACUGACGUAAACACAAAAAUUGCAGCCCGUAGCAACCUACGAUGUCACCAAAAACCGUAGACCAAUCCAUCAUACAAUAUUCGUAGGAAAUGUAUUAACGAGAACGUGGUUGCGAGCGAAGGAUUUUGCGUUAAUAAUUUGUUCUGAAAGAGGCUGACAAGGAUUUUUAUAAAUGUAACCAUGACAACGCCCGCAGUUGAUAUAUUACAUAUUACGUAAAGGACAAGUCCACCCCAACAAAAAGAUGAUUUGAAUAGAAAGAGAAAAAUCAAACAAGAAAAAAUGAGGGGAAAAAAGACAGUUUUAACCUUAAAGGUCAAGUCCACCUCAGAAAAAUGUUAAUGUAAAUCAAUAGAGAAAAAUCAGACAAGCAGAAUGCUGAAAAUUUUAUCAAAAUCGGAUCUGAAAUAAGAAAGUUAUGAAAUUUUAAAGUUUUGCUCAAUUUCAUAUGUACAUCCUGGUCAGUAUGCGAAUGAGGGGACCGAUGACAUCACUCACUCACUAUUUCUUUUGUAUUUUAUUUUAUGAAAUAUGAAAUAUUUGAAAUUUCUCCUCAUUGUCAUGCAGAAAAUAUUUCAUUCCUCCCUGAACAUGUGGAAUUAUAUUGUUUAAACAUUUUGUGGUUCAAAGAAGAUGGUCAUAAUUUUCAAAUCCGUAAAAAUGAAAUAUUGUAUAAUUCAAACAGUAAAAAACAAAAGAAAUAGUGAGUGAGUGACAUCAUCGACUAUUUCAUUUGCACAUCACUGAGUUGAGCAUAGAACUGUUUUGUGAAAAAUAAACUACACUUUAAAAUGUCAUAACUUUCUUAUUUUCCAUCCGAUUUUGAUGAAGUUUUCAGCAUUCUUCUUGUUUGAUUUUUCUCUUUUUGUUCAAAUAUUUUUUUCUAGGAUGGACUUUACCUUUAAGCAACAAAACAAAUAUAGGAGACGACAAUUCUUGAACAAGCAACUUCAACCCAAUAUGUCUAUAAAUUAUGUGUUUAAUUAUUGGUCACUUGGAACGACACAUACGGUAAUUAUAAGCACUUACAAACUGUGUUGGACAAUGUCCAACACAGUUUGUAAGUGCCAAAAUGCUUAAUGAACAGCAUACGUCCGAACUGUUGUUAAGGAUUGGUUGGUUAAAACAUUAACCAACCACUUUAAGAGUGCAUAUAAUUGACAAGGCGGACCUACAAUACCGUAUGAGAGUUACAGUGCGCGUAUGGGAAAGUUUCUUACUUGAUCAUGUAGAUAUCGAUGGCGCUUUUAUUCCUUUAUAUGUGUUAUUGUUUUACUUCCAGUUACCAUAAAUAAGCACUGGAAUUAAAACUAAUGAAAUGGAGUAAAGGUCCUCAUGUUUAGAUAUUUAUUUUUUGUAACAGCACAAUGAGAUUCGAGAUC